CCCAUACGCCCAUCCUAUUGUGAUGCGACUCUUUGCCCCCCAAAAAAAGCCAGCCAUGUGCCAGCUUACCUUAAGUACAUGGUAACAUACCCUCACAAUCCAUAUCCGUAUCUGGAAGCCAUCCUGCCUAAGCCUUGUAAGACUUCGUGGCCCCCUGCAGUGGGUCGGGUACCGUCACCCUCCAACAAGGAGUUAUCAGCGGCUAAGUGCAUGGAGGAAACUACUGGUACAAGCACAUGAAUGGAGAGACAACAAAUUAUACACUAACGUGACUGUCUUCCGACAGUUGGUCAAACGCGCGGAUGGAGC
Colletotrichum godetiae is the source of this 309-nucleotide messenger RNA. RefSeq lists its product as uncharacterized. The record is from RefSeq and is a predicted model, not a curated record. Lineage: Eukaryota; Fungi; Ascomycota; Sordariomycetes; Glomerellales; Glomerellaceae. The transcript has a single exon. Bases 79 to 240 code for a protein of 53 amino acids.